UUUUACUCUAGUCGCUCCCGACCAAACCCAAAGCCCCGUGUUCCCCAUCUCUCCUCCCAGAACCUCGUCUUCCUCCUCCUCGCCGCCGCCGCCGCCGCCGCCGCCGAGGAUGGCGGCGAAGCAGCCGUUGUCGGACGUGGAGGACGGGCUCCUCGCCCACCUCAACGCGAACGCCGAGAUCCCCGACUCCCGCUCCUUCGCCUCUUCCCUCGGCGUCCCGCACAAGGAUGUGGAGGACGUCAUCAAGAGGCUCACCGCCUUCCGCAUCGUCGAGAGUGCGGACAUCACCAAGGAGACGUGGGUGCUCACCGAUGAGGCCAAGGGGUAUGCCGCGAGGGGCUCCCCCGAGGUGCAGCUCGUCGCGGCCAUCCCGCCCGAGGGUGCCUCCAAGGGCGCGCUCAAGGAGAGAUUGGGGGACGUGUUCGAUAUUGGAAUGAAGGCUGCAGCCAAGAACAAGUGGAUUGGAUUUGAGAAGGGAAACAAAGACCUCGUACUGAGAAAGGUUGAGGAUACCAGGGAUGAAUUGCAAGAGCAGCUUAGAAGACUGGAGAAUGGGGAGGUUAUUGCUGACAAAGUAAUAGAUGAUUUGAAGAGAAGAAAGCUUGUAACAAAAGAGAAAUCUAUUUGGUAUUCACUGAAGAAGGGGCCUGAAUUUGUUGCAAAGAGAAAAACAUUGGCAACCGAUGUGACACGAGAACAUCUCAAGAGUGGCGACUGGAAGGAUCUGGAAUUUAAAGAUUAUAACUAUGGAGCUCAAGGACAACCUAUUGCGAUAGGAUAUAGCCAACCGUUGUUAGAGGUCCGUGAGGCAAUCCAGAACAUUUUUCUCGAGAUGGGGUUCAGUGAGAUGCCAACGAACAUGUAUGUAGAGAGCAGCUUCUGGAAUUUCGAUGCACUGUUCCAGCCACAACAGCAUCCUGCUCGUGAUUCACACGAUACCUUUUUCCUCAAAGCCCCUGCCACAACAACACAACUACCCGAUGACUAUCUUGAGAAAGUAAAGCAAGUACAUCAGUCUGGUGGUCAUGGUUCCAAAGGAUAUGGUUACGAUUGGAAGCGAGAUGAAGCAGAGAAAAACCUGCUUCGUACUCACACAACUGCAGUUUCAACAAGGAUGCUAUACAAGCUAGCACAGGAGAAAACUUUUGCUCCUAAGAGAUACUAUUCUAUUGAUCGUGUUUUCCGGAAUGAAGCUGUGGACCGAACUCAUCUUGCAGAAUUCCACCAGAUAGAAGGUCUUAUUUGUGAUUAUGGUUUGACGCUUGGUGAUCUGAUAGGUGUAUUGGAAGAUUUCUUCUCCAGACUAGGCAUGUCAAAGCUGCGUUUCAAACCUGCCUACAACCCGUACACUGAACCAAGCAUGGAAAUUUUCAGCUACCACGAUGGUCUGAAGAAAUGGGUGGAGAUAGGCAACUCAGGCAUGUUCAGGCCUGAAAUGUUACUUCCCAUGGGACUGCCAGAGGGCGUUAAUGUUAUCGCAUGGGGUCUUUCACUUGAAAGGCCAACAAUGAUUCUGUAUGGGAUUGACAACAUACGUGAUCUCUUUGGGCCAAAGGUCGACUUCAACCUGAUCAAGAGCAGCCCGAUUUGCCGCUUGGGGCUGUAGUGAGCUUUUUUUUAAUGUAGUGAGGUUGAUAGAACUUUGUCUGGAUGUCUGGAUGGGAAGGAUGUUUAUUUGUGGUUAUACCUUUGAAAACUAGUACUUGUGCAUUUAACAGAGGGAGUGCAGAAAUACACACAUGUUGUAGCUCUGAAUAGCAAUUUCGAGGUGUUCAUGUUCGAUGCAAGUAGGGUCUUCCAUUUC
Triticum aestivum (bread wheat) is the source of this 1804-nucleotide messenger RNA. RefSeq names its product phenylalanine--tRNA ligase alpha subunit, cytoplasmic. Gene Ontology annotation, molecular function: ATP binding; tRNA binding; phenylalanine-tRNA ligase activity. The record is from RefSeq and is a predicted model, not a curated record. The transcript is spliced from 18 exons. The coding region runs from base 110 to 1606 and encodes 498 amino acids. Gene Ontology annotation, cellular component: phenylalanine-tRNA ligase complex; cytoplasm; cytosol. Lineage: Eukaryota; Viridiplantae; Streptophyta; Magnoliopsida; Poales; Poaceae. Gene Ontology annotation, biological process: phenylalanyl-tRNA aminoacylation.